Paramormyrops kingsleyae is the source of this 2070-nucleotide messenger RNA. Lineage: Eukaryota; Metazoa; Chordata; Actinopteri; Osteoglossiformes; Mormyridae. The record is from RefSeq and is a predicted model, not a curated record.
AGCUAUAAUACUGACUGCCAACUCUCAGACGUCCACUUCCUGUUUAUAGAUAACUGGGAAAAACUUGGUGUCAAGCUGGUGUCCUCAAUCAUUUUACUGGCACUGAAUUUAAUUACUGUCUUAAAUUACAGGACUAACUGCUGCAGAAUGUCACCCAUCAGGGUGAAUGUGAAGCACAGACAUUAUGGGCGUGGCUGUAGGUUUCUGAUCUCCCUAACAGUGUUGGUUUCCAGUAAUAUAAUUGACACACCCUCUGUUUGCAGCUGCCAAAGCUCUGCCCAUUUUAAUUGGCGCUGCUGCAGGGGCUGCUGGGAUGAUUCUCACCUGCAUCUUAUUGACGAUUAUUCUCAAGAAAAGCUGCACUAGACAGAAUCAUGGCAGUAAAACACAGGAAACAGGAGAAUUAACACUGACAAACCAGUGUGAAAAUGACAGUUGUGAGCUGUUCUAUGCCAGCAUUGACCACAGCGGAUGGACUGAACAGGGAACAGGAACAAUCCGAGGGAGUUCACAGAAAACUGAGUAUGCAGAGGUCAAGCUUAGUACUCAGAAAGAGCUGGAAGGUACAAAUAUGAGGUCUGAGGUCCAGGAGGAACAGGAGCAGGAUGUUGAAGUCUUGGGGGUCAGUCCUGAACCCAGUUUUAAGAGGAAGCAAAUCCAGAAACAAGGGAGUGGAGAUGUAUCUGGAUGUGGCUUCAGAGCCCAAGAAUCUACAGAGAGCCAGAAGAGAAAAAUUGAAAUCGUGGUGGAACAAGAGACCAUGGAGGACAGGAAGAGCUCAGGGCCGGAUGAUCAGAUGAACACACCUGAACCAAAGGAGGAAGCAACAUAUGGGAACAUCUGCCAUCAGCUGUCCACCAAAGGUCCAGACAAGAGGUCUGCUACAGUGGAAGCUUCUGGGAAUAAGUGGCAAAGUGGUGCUAAUGAGGAUCAACAAGACCAUCAUGCUGCCAUGUUUAACCCGCUGAUCUCAGAAGAAAAUGGCACAAAUGAGAGUGAGUAUGCAGUGGUGAGGAAGUUCUAAAGUGCUCAGUAGGAAAGCUACCUCAACAGCAUGAAGUGUUAGUGUGAUAAGCCUAAUGUAUGUCUCCUGAAAAAUAAUAGGAGGAGCUAUUUCAUCAGUAAUAUGUAUGCUGGGUAUUGUAGUCAAAAUACGUGUAGGCAGGAUGCAGAAUGUGAGUGUUUCAGCUUCAGAUGCCGUCUGAUCUGUAGUUGUGUUUGAGUGUUUUCUGCUGAUUUAGGAAAGUAGGGGCUGUAUUGAGGAUUUUGGGGGGAACUGAUUUUAUUACAAGAGCUCAUUUAAGUAAAGGGGACACAGAAGGGGGUCGAGAGAGAGGUGUAUGAAGGACGUGGGGGAAGCUUCCCAGCUACAGGCAGUGUUAACAAAGCCGGACUUGGGCUUCUUUAAGGUCAGCGACAGUCCUUCUGCAGGAGCUCAGCAGCUGUGAGUAGGACUAUGGGCUGCCAGCAGAGGAUCUGUCUUUGUUUUUUUUUUCACAUUAAGCGCACCAAUGAAAAUCUUCCCCGGAAAAGCACAAACAAAUUCAAAUCAUAUUCAAAUUUCAUUUGUCAGAUACCAAUCAAACACAAUAUGAGUUGCAGUGAAAUAUUUGUUUUACAAAAGGUACUUAGGAGGAGAGUAAACAGUCUUCAAGUUGUUUCAAGUUUGUUUUAUUCCUGCCACCUUUCUGCAGUUCUUGUGUGUUUCUGAGGUUUGUUACUUUUAAAGGGAAAUAGUGUGUAUAUAUAUAUGGGUGAGGGUCUGUGUUUUCUCCCCUAUCAGAUUUUUUCCCCUCAUUAAACGCACCAAUGAAAAUCUUCCUAGCAAAUGUGCAAACAAAAGUUACUUAGGAGAACAGGAAACAAACUUUAAGGUUUGCACUUUGUUUGAAGGGGAUAAAAUGGUAAAGUCAUCUUUACAGUUUAUUCCUGCCAUCAUUCUUCAUUCCUUAUGGUUUUCUGAGGCUUUUCUGUUGACCUUGCAUUUUCCUUGAGAUAAUUUUGGGGUUGUUUUUGUAAAGUGAAUUGACUUUUUAUAUUUGGUGUUAUAAUAAACAAUGUCAAAUUUUA